Molecule: messenger RNA, 1840 nt
Organism: Poeciliopsis prolifica (blackstripe livebearer)
Lineage: Eukaryota; Metazoa; Chordata; Actinopteri; Cyprinodontiformes; Poeciliidae
Product: spermatogenesis-associated protein 48
Exons: 9
Coding region: 1-1020 (339 amino acids)
Source: RefSeq, a predicted model, not a curated record
AUGGCUGCAGCUUCAGACCCCUUCAUGUCUCUUCCCACAGAAAUAAAACUGAUCAACAGGCUGAGUUCUGGUCUGUGCAGAGCAGGAAGGAGGGAUGAGCCGGGAACUGGACGUGUGACCUGUCAGAGGCCCGUUGCCCUGGCUCCGUUCAGAGACGAUGUCCCCCUGCUGGACCCCUGCAGCGGCCUUCUGAGCGCAGCAGCCAGAGUGCAGCUUGGGAUGCAAAGCCGGACAGAGUUCAUAGAUCCGUUUUCACAGGGGCUCAGAAAAAGGCCUCAAACAACUCCCAGCCUGUCAGUCCAAGGUUCAGCCGUUCCCACUCAGUCACAGAGGACAGCAGCAACGCGCCGCAGCCUCCCUGAAAAACAUCUGCCCUCCUCUUCGUCGGCUCGCAGCUCGUGGAACGAUGACUCAGCGGCGCUCCAAUGCCACAUUUACACUUCUUCCACUCAGAGGAGCUAUGAGGGGGUGAAUGGGGGUCUGAAGUUCCCCAGACCUCUAAAUGCAGCUGGAGCGACACUGGAGCACCGGGCCGACCCUGUGAGCAAGCAGACCUCACCACGGCGUCACAUCAUCAGGCCUCCGCUGUGGCAGCCUGCAGGCGCUGAGUGGAACAGGCGACAGCUUCGACGCAGGAACGACGCCAGGAAACCCAUUUCAUUCUGCAGCAGAUAUGCAAGAUCAGGGCAAAUCCCUUCAUUUAACGGAGCGUUUGGCUCAGAGAAGAUGGACGACAUUGACAACAUGGAGGCAGAUUUCCAGCCUCUCACUGUGAAGAGGAGCGUCACACCGGCGUACACACUGACAGCGCAUGGGACCACAAUGCCAGGCUUCACAGGCAGAGGUGUCCAUGCUCCCCCUGCUGCUGAGGAGGCCUCUGUCUCUGGAGUGACCCGAGGACGUGAGCGUGCGGCGCCGCUGUCCAGGAUGGUGACCUUUGUGACCCCCUGCAACCCCUACCUGAGCGCCCGGCUUCCUGCCUGGAGAGGCCUCGGCCCCGUGAAGAAGAGAAAGUUCUGAAGCAUCAUCUUCCUCUUUAUGUUGUCCAAUCAGUUUGUGUGAAUAGAACGUCAGAAACUGAUCCGGAGUCAGUGGGAGAAUAAUGAGUUUCUCCAUUAUCAUAAUUUCCCUGAUUUAGAUGAGUGGUUUUCUAACUCUGGGUGCCGAGCGUUUGCAUUGUCCUCGUAUACAUUUGCUCUCUUACAGACGCACUCAGUCGUUAAGAGUGUGUGAGUGUGCGUGUGUGUGUGUGUGUGUAGGUGUGUGUGGGUGUGUGUGUGUGGUUCAUGAGAGGGGGGGAUAAAUUGAUGGCAAAAAAAUUUUUUCCAAUCCACCAUCUUUGUGUUUGAAGCAGCAGCAGGUUUGGUGCUGUUGCUGCAGUUUGUGGUGCGAUUUUCUUCUUUUUCUGCUGCUGCUGCUGCAGCCGUCAGCAGUCACAUCAUUCUGAGGCAAACAUAUGGUGUAGAGAUUAUUAUGAAGUUCCUGCCAGCUAUAUCUUUAUGUCUGUGGUUUGAGCAGCUUCGCGCUUUCACAGGAAAUAGGAAUGAGCUGGUUUUCCUGUUUCUCUUCAUCUAUAGUUUGUUUAGAUUUGCUCUUGGAGGGAUUUCUACACCAACAAGCUGCUGAUUUGGUGACGGCUUGGAGACUCACUUAACAUUUACUGCACUAUUUGUUUUGGGCAAUGGGAAUAAAAACGGUCCAUUUCUUACUGAGGGGUUAAUAACUUUCAGUUUCUUCUUGAUUCUCGAUUAUGGUUGAGAAUUUGGAGUGGUUCACACUUUAGCCACAAUAGAGCCUGCUGGCAUCGUUCAUUAAACCUCACUAGUGUCACCAACCUGCA